Petromyzon marinus (sea lamprey) is the source of this 803-nucleotide messenger RNA. Its product is annotated as globin-like. Gene Ontology annotation, biological process: oxygen transport. Gene Ontology annotation, molecular function: heme binding; iron ion binding; oxidoreductase activity. NCBI's taxonomy places the organism in Eukaryota, Metazoa, Chordata, Hyperoartia, Petromyzontiformes, Petromyzontidae. The record is from RefSeq and is a predicted model, not a curated record.
GCCCCUCGCCACUUCCACAGCUCCGGUGCCACCCAAAGCCACCUUCGGUUCUCUCGCGUCUCUUCUCAGAGCCUCCACCGCCAACCACUCACCAUGCCUAUCGUCGACUCUGGAAGCGUUGGGGCCCUCUCUGCCUCUGAGAAGGCUGCGGUCGCUGGCAGCUGGAAGGCAGUCUACGCCAACUACGAGGCUGCGGGCAAGGCCGUUCUCAUCAAGUUCUUCACGUCCAACCCCGGCGUGCAGGACUUCUUCCCCAAGUUCAAGGGGCUCGACUCGGCCGACAAGCUGAGCAAGUCUCCCGCCGUGCGCUGGCACGCCGAAAGGAUCAUCAACGCCGUCAACGACUCCGUGGUGGCCCUGGACGACCCCGAGAAGCAGAGCCUGAAGCUCAAGGCCCUGAGCCAGAAGCACGCCUACGAGUUCCACGUUGACUCCCAGUACUUCAAGGUGCUGUCUGCCACCAUCCUGGAGCAAGUGGACGAUGCCAACGGUGGCCUGUCAGCCGAGGGCAAGUCCGGCUGGGAGAAGCUUCUGAGCAGCAUCUGCAUCCAUCUCAAGUCUGCCUAUUAACUCCGCUCCCUUGCCAUUAAGUCGAAGAGUGUGCGCCCGCAGUUUGUGCUAAGCAAAUAAUCCCCUUGCGCUUAUUGACUGCGGUUUGAUACAACCUUUUUGAAAAUUGUCAGAAAGUUGCGUGCUCGAAUAGGAUGGUUUUCGUGAUGCUGCCCAACACUGGACAUGCCAAUCAAAUGUAAAUCAUCGCAAAAAUGCUGCUAUGAAUACAAUAAAAAAUAAUAUGCAACUGA